GGAUGGAGAAAGCCGCCCCGGCCCGGGCCUGGGGGUCAGGGAGCCCCGCUCAGCUCUCGCCACCCGCCUUGCAGCCCCGCUCGGAGGAAUCUUAGUUCUGGCCCGGACCGCCGGAGUCAGCAGCUGGUAACUUUAAACUCUCAGCACACGUUGCUUUGUGAUGCUUCUCGAAUUGUAGGAUUUCAGGCGAAACCUCCACGAAACGACAAGUGUUCCGCGUCCUCCCUACGGUUGCUUGCGGAGAAGGCUUGGAGAAUGUAGGGGAAGGGGAAAUUUUGUGUCCCAGGCAUGAAAUGUCGGCACUUAAUUCAUGUGGGUCACCCCACAGCAUUCUCUGUCCACAGUCUUCUCCCAGUUUGGCCUUCUGUACUCAGUCCGAGUCUUCCCAAACGCUGCGGUGGCCUGCCCUGGUUUCUAUGCCAUCGUCAAGUUUUAUUCAGCGAGGGAUGCCCGCAGAGCCCAAAAGGCAUGCGACCAGAAGCCGCUUUUUCAGACCUCGCCAGUGAAGGUUCUUCUCAGCACCAGACAUAAGGCAUUUCAUCAUCAGACCCGUCCCUUAAACAGCUCCCAAUGCCAAGAAUUGGCAAAUUACUACUUUGGUUUCAAUGGAUGGUCAAAAAGGAUCAUCAAGCUUCAGGAUCUUUCUGACCUGAACGAAAGGGAAAAUGAAGACACUGUGGCAUCACUUCAAAAGCCAAGCCUGAAAUUCUUCUGUGCUCUAGAGGUGGUGCUGCCACCCUAUGGGUGCAGGAGUCCUGGAGUCGGCUUAGCCGAGGGGCCUCUGGACACCGUGGAGGAAGGGCCGUUGUCAUUACUUUUGAAAAGGAAGACAACCCAGAAACUUGCUAUUCAGAAGGCUGUGUCAGAUGCAUUUCAAAAACUGUUGAUUGUGGUUUUAGGUCAACUACUUGUCUUGGAAGCAGUAUGGCCAAGGAGAAGAAGAAUGUCUCUCAGAUUUCAGCUUUGACGAGGAAGAGUUCGGAUUGCCAGAACUGGACCAGCACUUUUGAAUUUCCCAGGAUGCCUGACUAUAUGGCUCUCUUGGGAAGCUCUGUGCCUCCCACCCCCCACUCUCACGUCCUUUAAUCUCCCACCCACCCACUCCCAAGCUGUUGGAGUCCCGGGCCACCCACGUAUGCAGUCUAAAUCCUGCCUCUAUGAAGGGGAAAAGAAGACCCUGCUGGAAGUAGGUGUGUUCUUGGCAGGGCGAAGGAAGGCUCGUGCUUUGGUGAUUCUGGAAAAAGGGCUCGCUCUGGGGGCACAGAACUUAUCUUGGCCCGAGACUAA
Messenger RNA from Condylura cristata (star-nosed mole), 1287 nucleotides. RefSeq names its product RAD52 motif containing 1 (gene RDM1). Gene Ontology annotation, molecular function: RNA binding. NCBI's taxonomy places the organism in Eukaryota, Metazoa, Chordata, Mammalia, Eulipotyphla, Talpidae. Bases 311 to 967 code for a protein of 218 amino acids. The transcript is spliced from 5 exons. The record is from RefSeq and is a predicted model, not a curated record. Gene Ontology annotation, cellular component: nucleolus.